CGUCUUUCCAUCCGCAACAAGGCCCAAAACUCACCAUCAUCUACAACAAACCCCUUUCCUACUCGCAGGUAUGUUCAAAUAAAUUGUGCGGCCGCGAAUAUGGAUUUUUCAAUUGGACAUGGCGAAAUUCCCCGCGGUUGUGGGAUUUGGCGACCCAGACCGAGCGAUUCAAGACCCAAAAUCGAACAUCCAGGCGGCCAGACGUCACAACUCACUCGCUAACCUUUUACUUUACAGCCCAUCUAGGCUUACCUAUAUCACAAAAUGGCUGACCCCCGUAUCGAAGAGCUCCCUGACGAGGAGGUUCCCAAGACCCAGGUUGAGGAUGCCGGCGACUCUUCUGAGUCUGAGGCCGGUGAGGAGGCCACCAUCCCCGGCGGUGCUGCCGUCACCAUCCACUCUCGCAACGAGAAGAAGGCCCGUAAGGCCAUUGGCAAGCUCGGCCUGAAGCACGUCCCCGGCAUCACUCGUGUCACUCUCCGCAGACCUAAGAACAUCCUCUUCGUUGUCAACCAACCCGACGUCUACCGCUCUCCCUCCAGCAACACCUGGAUUAUCUUCGGUGAGGCUAAGAUCGAGGACCUGAACUCCCAAGCCCAGGCUUCCGCUGCUCAGCAACUUGCUGCCGCUGAGGCUGCUGGUGGUGACCACGCCGGCCACGACCACGAGCACGACCACGACAAGGGCAAGGGCAAGGCCCCCGAGACGGAAGCUAAGAAGGAGGAGGAAGAGGAUGAUGGCGAGGAGGUUGACGAGACCGGUCUCGAGCCUAAGGACAUUGACCUCGUCGUCGCACAGGCCAACGUCUCCCGCAAGAAGGCCGUCAAGGCUCUACGGGAGAACGACAACGAUAUUGUCAACUCAAUCAUGGCGCUCAGCAUAUAAGCUGGGACCGAAUAAUGUACGCUGUUAAUGGCUGAGUGUUUUAGCCAGUGUGGUCGAAUGUAUUUCGGGUUUGGAUUCAGGUUGAUAUUCCCUCGGAUGUCCGUCCGGCUUCAUAGUGUAAAUCAUUUAGUCCAAAAGCAAAAUGAAUGAACCGCCACCUUUUUUACAGCGCUGAAUAUGACCAAUAUAUUUUCCAAAUAAUAAUAUUCCAGGC
Aspergillus versicolor CBS 583.65 is the source of this 1099-nucleotide messenger RNA. Its product is annotated as nascent polypeptide-associated complex subunit alpha. Bases 265 to 885 code for a protein of 206 amino acids. The transcript has 3 exons. NCBI's taxonomy places the organism in Eukaryota, Fungi, Ascomycota, Eurotiomycetes, Eurotiales, Aspergillaceae. Gene Ontology annotation, biological process: protein targeting to membrane. The record is from RefSeq and is a predicted model, not a curated record. Gene Ontology annotation, cellular component: cytoplasm; nascent polypeptide-associated complex.